This is a messenger RNA of Pseudoliparis swirei, 1349 nucleotides long. It is a transcript of the gene igfbp2a, whose product is annotated as insulin-like growth factor binding protein 2a. Gene Ontology annotation, cellular component: extracellular region. Lineage: Eukaryota; Metazoa; Chordata; Actinopteri; Perciformes; Liparidae. Gene Ontology annotation, biological process: regulation of insulin-like growth factor receptor signaling pathway. The transcript is spliced from 4 exons. The record is from RefSeq and is a predicted model, not a curated record. Gene Ontology annotation, molecular function: insulin-like growth factor II binding; insulin-like growth factor I binding. Bases 39 to 908 code for a protein of 289 amino acids.
UUCACCCCUCCCCACUUGGGAUUGCCUUCUAUCGCCUCAUGAUAAUGACAAACAAGCUCGUGCCUCUAACAAUGCUGUCGUACGCGUGCCGCGUUCUGAUCCUCUGCGCGUCCCUCUCCGGCGCCGACAUGGUGUUCCGGUGCCCCGGCUGCACCGCGGAGCGCCAGGCGCUGUGCCCGAGACUCACCGAGGCUUGCGCGGAGAUAGUGCGCGAGCCGGGCUGCGGGUGCUGCCCCGUGUGCGCCCGGCGAGAGGGCGAGAUGUGCGGCGUGUACACGCCGAGGUGCACCACCGGUCUGCGGUGCUACCCGACGCCCGAGUCGGAGCUUCCUCUGGAGCAACUGGUGCAGGGCCAGGGGCAAUGCCGGUGCAAAGUGGACACCGAGACGGCCACUUUCAGCCAGGAGCACCGGGAGCAGACCAGCGGCGAGGCCGUGGGGCCGCCGCCCGAACAGGGCGCGAGCGAGGACCCGGCCCUCCGGAAGCCCAGCAAAGAGGCCACCUGGCUGGGCCCCAAGGAGAGCGCCGUGCGCCAGCACCGGCUGGAGAUGAAGACCAAGAUGAAGACCAACAAGGUGGAGGAGGUGAAACCCGCUCGGCCCAAACAGACUCAGUGUCAGCAGGAGCUCGACCAGAUCCUGGAGAGGAUAUCCAAGAUGCCCUUCAAAGAUAACCGAGGUCCCCUGGAAGACCUGUACGCCCUGCACAUCCCCAACUGUGACAAGAGGGGGCAGUAUAAUCUCAAACAGUGCAAGAUGUCCCUGCACGGUCAGAGGGGCGAGUGCUGGUGCGUCGACCCCCACACCGGCCGGCCCAUCCCAUCAGCCCCCACUGUGAGGGGGGACCCCAACUGCAGCCAGUACCUCAGAGACCUGGACUUGGAGUUCCCCGACAUGGACCAGAUUUAAAAGUGGUGGCAUUAAAAAAAGAAAGAAAAGAAAACUGUUAAGUACUUGGGAACAAAAAGAACAUCUGAGUAAGCUAUAUUAUUAUCUGUGUGUGUGUGUGUGUGUGUGUGUGUCUCGAUCAUUUGAUGACGGUGAUGUUUGAAAUGUUAACCGCCUAAAAGGAUUUAAACUGUAGAAUCCAGCUGUAGCCGCAGAUUAUUUGUAGAAGUAAAGAUAAGACUAGUGUCCCAGGAGACGUCGGUGACGUUUGCUUUACUAAUUGUGACUCUGCUCUGCUUCCACUGUUGUGUGUGUGUGUGUGUGUGUGUUCUGUACGUGUUGAGAAGUGAACAAAAAGCCUUCGACAUAUUUUCUCUCCAGGUGUGUUUUCGUUGUCCUAGCUUGCAGACUACCGUUACGCCUCAUUAACAGAUAGCGCUAUUAAAGUGGGAAUGAAUUCAA